Molecule: messenger RNA, 687 nt
Organism: Pelobates cultripes (western spadefoot toad)
Lineage: Eukaryota; Metazoa; Chordata; Amphibia; Anura; Pelobatidae
Source: the annotation of a GenBank genome assembly
AUGACCCAUGAAGGUGACCACACUGACCCCCCAGCCACUGGGGUACGCGGAGACACCGCCCAAGCACCGACAGCAACCCGACAGGGGCCCAGAGAUGAGGGUCUCCGGCCGGCGUCUCGCUCCCCCCCCCCCCGGACCAGGGGGGUCAUCCCGGUCUGUCAGGGUGCCGGCCAUCACACCAGGCCGGGCCUGAGCAGCUGUCCUGGCGCGCAAUACCCACCGGACAGCGCCCCUCAGGAGGUCCGCAAGAUGGCCGCCACGCCCCAACCAAGCACGCGAACGCCCAGUUUAGCCGAGAGGAUCGAACCUGGGCAAAGAGCCAACAGGGACUUAGCCCCAAAGCAUCGGACGCACCAAGAGUCCCCACAGCAACCGACGAAACACUCACUUCUCAGGCGGAUUCUCGCCCAGCGGCAGCCCGGGGCUCCAGUAGUGAGGAAGGCACCAAAAUGGCGGAGAGUAAAGCGGCAUACACCGCACCAGCGGCAACAGGCACCACGUGAACGGACAUCACCGAUUCUUAAGCCUGUCGACACACCAGUAAUAGUGGAGGUGAUAACGUCCCCGGUGAGCGGCUUUGCCCUGCAGCCCACUCUGAAGCAAGCGCCCCACCGUACCAGCGCUGGUCCUAGGCAGCAUAGCAACACCAAUAAGACACCCUCUCACCCGCCCCACAAUCCAAAAUGA